Dentiscutata erythropus is the source of this 190-nucleotide messenger RNA. The record is from the annotation of a GenBank genome assembly. Lineage: Eukaryota; Fungi; Glomeromycota; Glomeromycetes; Diversisporales; Gigasporaceae.
AUGCCAAGUGAACAAAAACAACAUAACAAUGAACGUCCUAAUAUUGUAGAACUAUAUGAGAAGUUAGAUAGUUGGGCAACGGCUAUACAACAUAAUCCUACUUCGAUGAUUUCACAACAAUUUCGAGGCGCUAAUAGGGAAAGAUCCGUGUUCGAUAAUCGAACUAUUGAUUCUAUGGCAAUAUACAAGA